AUGAGCCGGACGUUGACGAGCCGGCAGGCCGAGGAGCUGCAUAAAUCCAUCAUCGCAUACCUCGCCGCAAAUAACCUGCAAGAUAGCGCAGCUGCCAUGAGGACGGAGCUUGGUCUUGGAGAGGAUAUCUUUGAUCCAGCCACCGCUAAGAAAUACGAAACCCUGCUGGAGAAGAAAUGGACGAGUGUCGUGCGGUUACAAAAAAAGAUCAUGGAUCUAGAAGCACAGAAUCAGACACUCCAGGCAGAACUUAAUAGCGCUACACCGACAUCUCUCUCUAACCGCAGAGGAGAUCCCUCUUCUUGGCUCCCAGCUGGUCCUCCACGACACGUCCUACAGUCGCAUCGAACGCCAAUUAACUGCGUUGCCUUCCAUCCUAUUUUCUCCUCCAUCGCGUCCGGAGACGAAGAUGCCACUAUCAAGAUUUGGGAUUGGGAAUUUGGCGAGCUUGAAAGGACGGUGAAAGGACACACUAAGGCGGUUCUCGAUCUCGAUUACGGCGGUCCGAAAGGUCAUACACUGCUCGCAUCUUGCAGUUCUGAUUUAACCAUCAAGCUUUGGGAUCCCUCGAACGAAUACCAAAAUAUUCGAACACUACCUGGCCACGAUCAUAGCGUAAGCGCCGUCCGAUUUAUACCGUCUGGAGCUCCUGGGGCACCGUUAUCCGGCAAUCUGCUCGCGAGCGCCAGUCGAGAUGUUACGGUGAGGAUAUGGGAUGUUACGACAGGAUACUGCGUCAAGACGAUACGAGGACACGCCGACUGGAUUCGCGACGUGUCUCCGUCCUUGGAUGGAAAAUAUCUACUAUCGACCGGCAACGACCGAACAGUGCGGCUUUGGGAUAUUUCUGUACCGAACCCGGAAGCCAAACUCGUCAUGAUUGGCCACGAACAUUUCGUCGAAUGCUGUACUUUUGCGCCGCCUGCAGCAUACUCGCAUUUGGCUACUUUGGCUGGAGUCAAGAAACCGCCCCCAGCUAGCAGUACGGCUGAAUUUAUGGCAUCCGGAGGCAGAGACAAGACGAUUAAGUUGUGGGACGGUAGAGGAACUUGUAUCAAGACCUUGAUAGGUCACGACAAUUGGGUGCGAGGUCUUGUGUUUCACCCGAGCGGAAAAUUCCUUAUUUCCGUAUCCGACGACAGGACAAUUCGAUGUUGGGAUCUAAGCCAAGAAGGAAAGUGUGUGAAGACUGUUGAGGGAUCGCACGAACAUUUCAUCACAAGUUUGAGAUGGGCGCCGCCUAUCAUCAAGGAUAAGGGUCCAGCCGAUGAGGCCAAUGGAGAUGUCGGUACUCCGAAGAAGGCGGCGGCAGCAGCACAAGAUGUUCAGAUCCGCUGUGUCAUUGCUACCGGAAGUGUGGAUAUGUCUCUUCGAAUCUUUUCGCGGUAG
Messenger RNA from Fusarium sp. VM40, 1389 nucleotides. NCBI's taxonomy places the organism in Eukaryota, Fungi, Ascomycota, Sordariomycetes, Hypocreales, Nectriaceae. The record is from the annotation of a GenBank genome assembly.